AUGACCGGACUGUCCAUCCCCGCCUCCCUGGAUCUUUUCAGGGAUGCGCUCGGCCCGCCCCCACCUCCAACCCCGUCCGAGGGUCCCCAGCUGUUCCAGCGGCCGCUCUCCGCAGGACUGCCGUAUCGCACCGUCAGCUCGCACAGGUCGCGUGACUCGGGAGGUAGGUCUUUCGUGUCCGGUCUGGUGGCUGCUCCUAUCGCUCUACCGUCGCCGCGAGCUCCGGCCACACGAGGCGGUGGCGAAGACGCCGGCGCCGACGCCGACGCGGCUACGGCCGGGGCAGCUGCGGCCAAGCCUGUGGUGGACGGCCUGGAUGGUAGAGCGCGCGUAGGCGGUGGUCCUGGGCUGGGUAUGUCGGCCGGCCGCCACAGCCAAGGUCGGGCGGCGACGCUGCGAUCGCCGAUGCUGGCCGGGGAAUGGAACGAUGCCGUGCAGUCUGUGAGGGGGGGGCUCGACUCCGGGGGCCGGCCAGGCGGGUCCAUCAGAGUCUUCUUGUUCUUCUCCUGCUUUCGCGUCCGGUCCUGGCUCUGGUUCCCGGUCUUCUGCGUCGACUGGGUGGCCAGCGACACAGACGAUGGCGGUCCGCUGAUGUCAGACGACAUGGGCAGCAUUCGCCUCUCCUUGAGCAGAGGGGGUGGCGAUAGCGGUGAUGGCGGCGAUGGCGGCGACGGCGGCGAUGGCGGCGAGAUGGGGUCCAGGAAGGGCGCUCCUCCUGUCCCGCAGAAGACAAGGGGUGUGGGGGAGUUGGGACGAGACGGGGUUCGGGAGCUGCUUCUCUUGAUCAACCGUCGUCUACCCCUGGCAAUCGCCACCUGCAUGGCCGUGCCGAUGUCGUGGGAGAGGGAGCCGUUGCUGCCGGAUGACGGUGGCGACGACGGCGACGACGAGCUCUCAUCUUUGCUCUCGAUCCUCAGUCCCGUCUCGUAUAGCGAGGGACUCUGUCUUGACGGGUGCUGCGUCGACGCAUUUACCAAGGCUAUACUCCUUGUUGUGAGUGCCUUCACCGCCAUCGGCGUUCGUGAUAUGGUAGGGCUGGACGAUGGCCGCGACUCGCCGUUUUGUUGCAAGCUCGUCUGCUGUUGCUCUACCUCGCUCAGACCACCGUCCCUCCCGUCCUUUGCCGGCACAUUGCAGUUGUAUGGUGGCUUUGGUGGUCCCGGGUCGAACAGUGAAUAG
Molecule: messenger RNA, 1179 nt
Organism: Geosmithia morbida
Lineage: Eukaryota; Fungi; Ascomycota; Sordariomycetes; Hypocreales; Bionectriaceae
Exons: 2
Coding region: 1-1179 (392 amino acids)
Source: RefSeq, a predicted model, not a curated record